Messenger RNA from Abrus precatorius (Indian licorice), 2925 nucleotides. Its product is annotated as receptor-like protein EIX1. Lineage: Eukaryota; Viridiplantae; Streptophyta; Magnoliopsida; Fabales; Fabaceae. The transcript has a single exon. The record is from RefSeq and is a predicted model, not a curated record. Gene Ontology annotation, molecular function: protein binding. The coding region runs from base 111 to 2828 and encodes 905 amino acids.
AAGAAGAAAAAGAAAUGUGAAAUAUAAUAUGGUAGAAAAUUAAUGAGCAUAAGCAACUCCUCUAAGAUAGGUGUGUGCUCAUUCAAGAAUAAUACGAAAAAGUGUUGGAAAUGAGAACAUUCAUGACUAAGAUGAGUGUGCAUAACAGAUCCCUUCAACAUCUAGCGGAGUUUAUUGCAAUUUUUUACCUACUAAUCCAAGGACAUGUUCUAUGCAAUGGAAGGGUCAUUGCCCAGUGCUUAAACAGUGAAGCAAAAGCUCUUCUUCAUUUCAAGGAAGGCUUUAAAGUCCAUUCAAAUCGCUUAUCCUCUUGGGAACCAGGAAAAGAUUGUUGCCAGUGGAAAGGAGUUGGAUGCAACACAACCACAGGUCAUGUUAUCUCACUUGAUCUCCAUUGUGCAAAUUGCUUAGAUAAACUAAAGGGUGGUUUAGAUUUAUCUUUGCUAGAAUUGCCAUAUUUAAGUUCUUUGAACCUUAAUGGCAAUGAUUUCAUGCAAUCUAAAGUACCUGCCUUUCUAGGUUCUAUGAAAAAUUUAAAAUAUCUUGAUCUAUCAAAUGCCAACUUUAAGGGAACUCUCCCUGAUAAUCUUGGAAACCUCUCUCUACUGGAGUCACUUGAUUUAAGCGGCAAGGAUAACACCUUAAGAGUGGAUGAUCUAAAAUGGCUUAAAGGAUUUUCCUCCUUGAAAAGUCUUGAUUUAAGUGAUGUUGAUCUUAGCAGUAGUGCAUAUGAUUGGGUUUUUGACAUUAGCAUGCUGCCUUCUCUUGUAACAUUGCGUUUAUCAGGUUGCCGUCUUCACAACCUUGCUCCUUCAUCUCUAGUGAAUUUUGAUUCUCUUAUAACCCUUGAUCUGUCUCUCAAUGAUUUCAAUAAUUCCAUUCCUGUUUGGCUGUUUGAAAAUUGUCAUAACCUUCAACAUCUUAAUCUCAGAAACAAUUAUUUACAAGGCCCAAUUCCAGAUUCCAUUGAGAGGCUAAUGUCUCUUGUAGCACUUGAUCUGUCAAAAAAUGAACUCAUUGGUUCAAUACCAUCAUCAUUGGGCCGAACACAUGGCCCAAAUAGAGCUAAAACAAAUCCUCGUUUGAAAGAGUUGCGUCUUUCAAACAAUCAACUGAAAGGGUCACUGGAAAGAAGUCUUAGCCAGCUUUCAGAAUUGGUUGUGUUGGAUUUAUCUGAGAACAAGUUGGAGGGCAAUAUAAGUGAUGCUCAUCUAGCUAACUUCAAAAGCCUCAGGGUGUUGGACCUAUCUUUCAACCGUGUAACUUUAAAUGUGAGCAAAAACUGGGUCCCUCCUUGCCAACUUGAAACUAUAGGUUUGGCGAAUAUUCAUUUGGGCCCACAAUUUCCAAAGUGGAUUAAGACGCAGAAGAACUUGUCCCAUAUUGAUAUAUCAAAUGCCGGUAUCUUUGAUACUGUGCCAAAUUGGUUUUGGGAUUUGUCUCCUAACAUUGAGUAUAUGAACCUCUCUUCCAAUGGGCUGAGAGGAUGCGGGCAUGAUUUUUCACAAAAGUUGAAACUUGCCACACUUGACUUGAGCAGCAACAACUUCUCAUGUGCCCUUCCCCAUUUGCCUCCAAAUAUGAAGGAGUUGAAUGUGGCCAAUAACUCAUUUUACGGAAAUAUUUCACACAUAUGUGAGGUGUUGGCUGUGAAUAACUCAUUGGGUUUUCUUGACUUAUCUUUAAAUAAUUUAUCAGGAAACAUCCCAAACUGUUGGAGAUAUGGAGAAAAUAUGAUCAUUCUUAACCUAGCAAACAACCAUUUCACUGGCUCAAUCCCGGAUUCCCUGGGUAGCCUCACCAAUCUGCACAUGUUGAGCAUCAAUGAAAAUGAUCUUUCUGGAAAUAUCCCAGAAUCGCUGAAAGAUUGCCGAGUGCUGACUCUGUUAAAUUUGGGGUCUAAUCGAUUUUGGGGGCCCAUACCAUCCUGGAUUGGUGAAGAAAUGAGAAUACUUAAAAUUCUCAUCUUGACGGCGAACUCGUUUGUGGGAAACAUCCCAACAACGUUAUGCCAACUCAAGUCUUUAUCGCUAUUAGACCUUUCCCUCAAUCGAUUGACAGGAGCGCUUCCACGGUGUGUGUUUGCUGCAAUGGCUACUGAAGAAAGUACAAAUGAGAUGUCCUAUAUGGAGUUUCAAACAAUUAAGGGAAGCAUUUCCAUAUACGAGUCUAAGAUGAAACAUAGACGAUCGUUAAGGUUACUUGACUUUUCAUCAAAUCGUUUAACAGAAGGCAUUCCUGUAGAAUUCACAAAGCUGGUCGAAUUGAGCGCAUUAAAUUUAUCGAGUAAUCAGCUGGUGGGUUCCAUUCCUUCAAAUAUUUGUGAAAUGAAACUUUUGGAGGUUCUCGAUCUGUCACGGAAUCAGCUAUCGUGUGGCAUUCCCACCGACAUGGUUGAUCUUGAUUUCCUCGAAAUUUUGAACUUAUCACGCAACAAUUUGUCCGGGAACAUUCCAACUGGCCAUCAAUUUGACACAUUUGACAUGUCCUCCUACGAAGGCAAUCCAUACCUUUGUGGUGUUCCACUCCCAAAAGAAUGCAGCAGAAACAUUUCAUAUGAAGAGAUGCGUUGCAGUGACAGGGACAGGGAAGGGAACAGAGAAAAUGAAAAGAAUUCAGACAAGAAAGUGAGGGUACAAAUAUCUCCAUUCUACAUAAGCAUGGGAAUAGGCUUUUUCAUUUCAUAUUGCCUCUUCUGGUCAUCUUUAGUACUCAUUACAUCUUGGAGGUAUGCUUACUUCCGUUUCUUGACCCGAAUCAACGACCGCGUCUAUGUCACUGUAGCUGUUGCCUUCCGCACAAAAUUUCACAUCCAACACCAAAUUUAAACUUUACUUUCUUUGUUCAUUCAGCAAAGAAUAAUAAAACUGAUUUGAAUUGGUUUGGGUAUAUGGUGUCAUUAAUCCGAUUAAUCAUAAUUCAUUU